Messenger RNA from Ipomoea triloba (trilobed morning glory), 2583 nucleotides. Its product is annotated as receptor-like protein kinase FERONIA. Gene Ontology annotation, molecular function: ATP binding; transmembrane receptor protein tyrosine kinase activity. Gene Ontology annotation, biological process: protein autophosphorylation. The transcript has a single exon. The coding region runs from base 1 to 2583 and encodes 860 amino acids. The record is from RefSeq and is a predicted model, not a curated record. NCBI's taxonomy places the organism in Eukaryota, Viridiplantae, Streptophyta, Magnoliopsida, Solanales, Convolvulaceae. Gene Ontology annotation, cellular component: plasmodesma; plasma membrane.
AUGUCUUUUCCGGUAACACUGAAACUUAACGAAGCUAUGCUAUCCCUAAUAAUCUUCGUCGUUCUCCACCUCAUCACCACCGCUUCCGGUGGUUCGCCGCCUUACACUCCCAUAAACCACAUCCUUCAUAACUGCGGAGCACCCUCGGAGCAGGAUUUCAAAGGCCGCACCUGGAAAACUGACGACAACUACCCAGAAUGCCUUCCCGCAAAUGAGAUAGAUAUAUCAGUAACUCAAACAGCGGCGGUUGUGGGAGCUGAGGUCCCAUACGGCACCGUCCAUAUCUUUCGAAAACAGUGCACUCGCUCUUACCCUGUUUCUCCAGGCCUCAUGUUCAUCCGCCUCCAUUUUAACCCUACCAAUUACACCGUUCCCGGCAUCAUCACUUUUCAACCGGAAGACUAUUUCUUCUCAGUUACCGCUAAUGAGUAUACCUUAUUGGCUAACUUCAGCGCCUUUCUCUUCGCCUCUGUAGAUAAUCCCAUCGUUGAAAAGGAGUAUGUUGUAAACGUCAAUGCCGAUCGGCUCAACAUAACCUUCACUCCUUCUCCCAACUCUGUUGCGUUUGUCAACGGAAUCGAGAUUGUCUCGAUUCCGACAGGCUAUUACAUUCGGGGAGAAGGCGCCGGCGAUGACGACAACCAGAUAAAACGGGUCGGAGCGGAUAGUAACUACUAUUACCUCUUCAACAAUACUGCUCUGGAGACUCUGCACAGGCUGAAUGUUGGGGGGCAAACUCUUUCUCCGGUGAACGACACCGGCAUGGACCGCACGUGGUAUUCCGACGACGAAUAUCUCAUUGGUUACGGAUAUUUUACUCCUCACUUGGAUGUCAACAUCACCUACACUUCAUCUACGCCGGCGUACUCUGCACCUGAGAUAGUAUAUACUUCCUCCAGGACAAUAGCCAAUUACAGCAAUGCUGUCAAUUGGACGUUUCCGGUGGAUUCAGGGUUUUUAUAUCUUUUCAGGCUCUAUUUUUGCGAGUUUGCAAUCGAAAUCGAUGGCGGCAAUGAACGAGUUUUCUCGGUGGACAUAGCGAAUAAAACGGCUGAGAGCCAUGUUGAUGUUUUUUUAAUGGCCGGCGGCUCCAAAAUUCCGAUCUUCAGGGACUAUCUGAUGAAUGUGUCGGAUAUGGAUGGUCGCCGGAAUAAGCAGAAUGUUUCGUUUACUAUAAGGCCUAACAUGACAACCCGACCUGUAUGGGCGAAUGCGCUCUUAAAUGGAUUAGAGAUUUUCAAGUUGAACAAUACGCAAGGGAGCAUGGCCGUGCCAAACCCUGAGCGUCUACAAAUUUCUGUUAACCCAGCGCCGCCAGCUGGUCGGCCUGGGUGGAGUAGAAAGAAUCCCAAAAAUAAAAGGUUUGCGGCCGUUGCUGGUGGCGCGGCGGGCGGGGUUGCGGUGGUGGUGAUCUUGGUGUUCUUGGUUAAUCUUCAACGGAAAAGAGCGACAAGAGACUCCGCUAAAAAUCUCACCAGGUCAUCAAGUUCAAACGCCGUCAACGACUCCAGCCCGGAGCAAUCAACAGAAUCGUGCAGACAUUUCUCCCUGGAUGAGCUCAAAUCGGCCACGGCUGAUUUCGACGAGAGCUAUGUUAUUGGCAAAGGCGGUUUCGGAAAAGUCUAUCGAGCUUCCAUUAACCAAUCAGAUUGCAGCAUUGAAGACGGAGAAAACUGCAGUAUUGUUGCGGUGAAGCGAUUGAACAAGGCGGAGUCUAAGCAAGGAGAGAACGAGUUUUGGAUGGAGAUCAAAAUGCUUUCUCGUCUCCGAAACCAAAACCUCGUCUCCCUAAUCGGCUACUGCAACGAAGAUCAAGAAAUGUUACUGGUUUACGAGUUCAUGGCGAGAGGAACACUCGCGGACCAUCUCUACAAGGUUAACGAUGAUAACCGCCCCAGUCUCUCCUGGGAACAGCGGCUCAACAUUUGCCUCGGCGCCGCGCGCGGAUUGCAUUACCUUCACGCCCGAAAAGUCAUUCACCGGGACGUCAAGACCUCAAACAUCCUGCUAGACCAAGAUUUGGUGGCAAAGAUAUCAGAUUUCGGGUUAUCCAAAACCGGACCUGGAAACGAUUCCUUCACUCACAUCACCACAGACGUGAAGGGGACCUUUGGCUACUUGGAUCCUGAAUACUUCCUGACAAAGCGAUUAACCACGAAAUCCGACGUGUUUGCGUUCGGAGUGGUGCUAUUCGAAGUGCUCUCAGGUCGGCCGGCGCUGGACAUGAAACUCGUGGAGGAGCAGCACAGCCUGGCAACGUGGGCUGUGGAGUGCAUCAGAAAAGGAGAAAUUGAUCAAAUGUUUGAGGGGUGUUUGGUGGGGAAAAUGUCUCCGGCGUGCUGGAAAGUAUUCGUGGAAAUCGCAGGAAGAUGCUUGCGUAGAGAACCACGGCAACGGCCUGACAUGGCGGAUGUAGUGAAGAAUCUUGAGUUAGCAGUGGCCUUACAACAAAGGGCGGCGGAAUUAGCAUUGAAUGUAAGCAUUAUUGGCAGUGAUAAUCCUUAUCCUAGUAAGGGGUGGAGGAGUUAUCUCCUCAGAUCGCACCUAGCUAUACCAACUCUUUCAAAGGGGGACAGUAAUUGA